AUGAGUACAUUUUCCGGUAACAAGGUCUUUUGCUUCCACCAGGGCAGUGGUAGGAACGGCGAGCUUUGGUACAAUGUGUACAAUGGAUCCAACUGGACCGGCGAUGUGCGUGUCCCAAACACUGGCAUGUCUUCAAGACCCUCUGCAGUCUACUACCGAUCCAAGCUCUAUUGUUUCCACCAGGGAUACGGUGACAAUGGUGAACUUUGGUACAAUGUAUAUGACGGAAACACUUGGGCGGGUGACGUCAAAGUUCCAAACACUGGAAUGUCGGCUGGCCCAUCUAUUGUGAUCUACAACGACAAGAUCUACUGCUUCCACCAGGGUUACGGAAAGAACGGCGAGCUUUGGUACAACGUUUUUGACGGUUUCUCCUGGGCCGGUGAUGUGCGUGUUCCCAACACUGGCAUGUCAUCUGAACCCUCUGUCAUUAUCUACAACGACAAACUCUACUGCUUUCACCAGGGAUAUGGUGACAAUGGUGAACUCUGGUAUAACGUGUUCGACGGAUUCAGCUGGGCCAAGGACACGAAGGUGCCCAACACUGGAAUGUCUGAGGGUCCCUCAGCGAUCCUCUACAACUGCAAAAUCUAUUGCUUCCACCAGGGCAGCGGACAUAACGGAGAGCUCUGGUACAAUGUGUUUGACGGCAGCAGCUGGAAGGGAGACGUGAAAGUUUCUAACACUGGCAUGUCCUCAACUCCGUCUGCUAUGAUCUACGACAACAAGAUUUAUUGUUUCCAUCAAGGAUACGGAGACAAUGGAGAGCUUUGGUAUAACAGAUUUAAUGGAAACGCAUGGUCCGGCGACUCCAAAGUGUCCAACACGGGAAUUUCAGUUGGUCCCUGGGCGGUUGUUGCCUAG
This is a messenger RNA of Ophidiomyces ophidiicola, 864 nucleotides long. RefSeq lists its product as uncharacterized. The transcript has a single exon. Lineage: Eukaryota; Fungi; Ascomycota; Eurotiomycetes; Onygenales; Onygenaceae. The coding region runs from base 1 to 864 and encodes 287 amino acids. The record is from RefSeq and is a predicted model, not a curated record.